Messenger RNA from Anopheles merus, 3284 nucleotides. It is a transcript of the gene NfI, whose product is annotated as nuclear factor 1 C-type. Gene Ontology annotation, molecular function: RNA polymerase II cis-regulatory region sequence-specific DNA binding; DNA-binding transcription factor activity, RNA polymerase II-specific. The transcript is spliced from 8 exons. Lineage: Eukaryota; Metazoa; Arthropoda; Insecta; Diptera; Culicidae. Gene Ontology annotation, biological process: regulation of transcription by RNA polymerase II; transforming growth factor beta receptor signaling pathway. The record is from RefSeq and is a predicted model, not a curated record. Gene Ontology annotation, cellular component: nucleus. Bases 2084 to 2791 code for a protein of 235 amino acids.
ACACGGCCGCCGCUAUCUCUGGCGUGUUGAUUUAUUAGUCUAGACCGCACUGCACUGCACUACAUUUUCGCAAACGUGCGAAUCUCUCGGCGGUCUCGCGCGAAGGGAUUUUGUGUUUUUUCUGUUGGGUUUUCCGUUUCUCAGUUAUAUUAAUAUCUUUGCCCUCGCCGUCUACCCUAGCCCCUACACCCCCAACAGCCCCCACCCACCCACACACAUACACACGUACACUCACCGGUACACACAUACGUGCGCGUACACAGACACACAUACACGCACACACAAACACACGUACGGACCGUCUCGUUGGUCGCGCGCGCGUCUCUGCGGUUCCCCAACAUCAAUCCGACCGGGCCCCGACUGGUUGGUGGGAGGAGGAGGAAGAGGAGAAGGUGUCCCUUGUCGGAGCCGAGCACCAAACAAAUCGCCCUCCCUCAAAGGUUCUUGCCCGAACGGGCAUUCAGCGCAGUGGAGUGGACCGCACGCACCGACCGCACGGACCGAAGCUAGCCGAAAAUCUCAAGGAAAACGGUUACGCACCGCGACCGCCACCCGUCAGCAGGACGGGGCAGCCCGCACCGCCCGAAACGGCAGGACCCUGGUGAGUGAGAGGACGCGCGCAAGAGUGUGUGUUGUGCCGAAGCGAACGUCCGCGACGUCGUCGUCGUUGUCGUCGUAGUCGUCGUUGUCGCGAGCCACCACGGACGGGUCUCUGUGGUGUGCAGGGCAAACAGGCGAGUGCAGUUGCAUGCGUCGCUUCCGGAGGACGGAGGCGCGUUUCCCAAGAUCAGCCAGUCACGACGACGACCGAGAUUAGCAGCACGCCGCGUCAUAGAGGUGUGUGUGUGUGCGUGUAAGAGCGGUGUUUAUUGUUUGUCCGGUACGGUGUACGGAGUGCGUGAGGAGGUCCGGAGGUGUCCCAGCGAGUGUCUCCACGAGCGAAGAAGAUCCUGAAGUGUAAUCAAGCGGUGCAGGUGGUGGCAGUAGUGGUGGUGGUAGUGAACAUUCCGACGGCAAGAUCUGACCUCGGUCGGUGGUCCUUCAACAUCUACACACCCCCCACACAGUCACACAAACACACACACUCUUGCAGCAGACACCCACACAGCCUGGUGUGUGUCAUCGCGUGUAGUUUCCGUGCGUCCCAGUGCACUCAGGCACGCGUGUGUGUGUGUGUGUGAAUCAAGUGCGUGCGAGUGUCAGCAAAAAAAAAUAAAAAUCGGAACACUGCUCAGACGGCACCGGCAAUAGAUGUAGCAGUCCUCCGUCCUUUCUUCCCUGAACUCCCUGGAACUGCCCUGCUCCGAAUGCACGCUCCUGCCCUGCUCCGGUCGGCCAUACACUGCCGCUCCAGUCAACUCGCACACAAUCAACGCGCGGCGGGUAUGCGGAGCUAGAAGAGCAUCCCCUCCACCUCCCUAGCUCCCCCCCCCGCCCCCCUGUUGGUGUCCUGAGACUUCUUCGCGGGUGUCGUGCCGUGGCAGCGUAGCCAUCCUGACGACCCGAGACGACCCCUGCCCUAGCAAGGACGCCUUUUGCCCUUUUUGUUUGCGGGACGACGCAGCGCCAAACACCCAAAACCAAAACACCACAAAGCCUUUGACGUCCCCCACGUCCCCCGCUCAACUCCAACACACAAGUCGUCGUCGUUGACGCGCGGGCCCCCCCCGCACAAGGCACCAGGACGGCGUCGGAUCUGGCGCUAGCGCACCGGGGUCAGCUUUGCUCCGCCGGGCUGCUGGAUGCGGCCGGAGUGCCGCCCGGCUACGAACCCGACCCCCUCGCCGUUAGCCCGGCUAUGCACAGAUCCGCUACCAUGGACUCGAAAGCAACGAUAAACAAGGGCAAUUUUCUCUCACAGUACACCUUGUAGCGCUUUCCACAUCACUCACGCCACAACCGAGUGCUCCCGCCGUCUUUCUUUCAGCAGCGGCAGCGGGCUCAAAAUUAAACGAGAAACCAAACCAGACCCAAAAUUAAACGAGAAACCCACCAAAGCAAAAACGCCCAAAUUCACCGUUUUCCGGCUACACACAUAUAUGACACACAUAUACACAUUGGCCGUACAUGUCCCGAGUGCCGUAUGAUCCGGAAGCAGGAAGAUUUCCAUCCCUUUAUCGAGGCGCUGCUGCCGUACGUCAAGUCCUUCAGCUACACCUGGUUCAAUCUGCAGGCGGCGAAGCGGCGCUACCUCAAGAAGCACGAGAAAAAGAUGACGCACAACGAGGAGAACAAGUGCAAGCGAGACUUUCAGAACGAAAAUCCGGAAACGAAACAGAAAUGGGCCGCCCGACUGCUGGGCAAGCUGCGCAAGGACAUCACCCACGAUAGCCGGGAAAACUUUGUGCACUGCAUUUCGAAGAAGAAAACCUCCAUGUGCAUCCUCUCGAACCCGGACCAGAAGGGCAAGAUGCGGCGGAUAGAUUGCCUGCGCCAAGCGGAUAAGGUCUGGCGGCUCGAUCUGGUGAUGGUGAUCCUGUUCAAGGCGAUACCGCUCGAAAGCACCGACGGCGAGCGGCUGGAAAAGGCGUGCUUCUGCACCAGCCCGAGCCUCUGCAUCAACCCGUACCACAUUCAAGUAUUAAUCAAGGAGCUCGACCUCUACCUGGCCAACUUUAUCAAGUGCUUCAGCGACGAGGAAAACCAGAGCGAAAAAUCUCACAACAGCUCGCGGAAGUUCUCCAAAACCACCUCCAGCAACAAGGUGUUCAGCUACGACUUUAUCGCACCGACCGGCGUCUUUACCUCGUCCGAGCUGUGGAGCAUUACGCAGGGUAGGUUAUCAUCUUAGCUCACAACACUACACUGCACCCUAAGCCUAGAUCCGAUCGUUGUGAUUCUGUGAUUCUGUACUGACUCUGACACACGCUGAGCAUAGCGAAAGGUUGUGUCAACAUCAUAUUGUCUUGUUGGGGCUUUUUAGGUGGGACUUUUUCUUUGCAGAGACCUUUCUUUUUCUUCACAGCUCACCGGCAUCUUCAGCCCGAGAUCCAGGUGACCAGAUGACUUCACGAGUCAUCGAGGGUCGCUUAGAUCUUCCAGCAGAACAUUCACACUUUUGCACUAUCUAACGUAUUGUUUUGUUUGUCACUUUCCUUUGCAAUCGCACCGAGUCCGGCAGUCUGGAGCCAUGUUUUGGAGCCCCCCGCAGAGAGAUCUGUUCCGCCGAGAGCUGGUAGCUUGGAAGAAUCUGAUGCCUCUAGAAUGCCACACACUACUUACCGAUGUUUCAAUGAAUUUGAUGGAAUGUUUCCAAAUUUCAAAAAUAAAAAGAUGAAAUUAGA